Molecule: messenger RNA, 2190 nt
Organism: Uloborus diversus
Lineage: Eukaryota; Metazoa; Arthropoda; Arachnida; Araneae; Uloboridae
Product: kelch-like protein 26
Exons: 5
Coding region: 184-1980 (598 amino acids)
Molecular function (GO): protein binding
Source: RefSeq, a predicted model, not a curated record
GUUUAUUGAUUAAAUAAACUGUAGGUUUUGCAUGUAGGAAAUAUAUAUUCUUUUUCAUAAUGGAAGUGGAUGUUGUCUUUUAAACACAGGAGUUUUUCAAGUUUUUCCCAUUUUAUGGUGAAGCAGAAUGCUAUUCCUGUUCAUUAUCAAGUCUGAUAUGAAUCUCCUCAAGAACCAACAACAAUGGGGGCCAUGAGGGACGCCUGCCAGCGCAAGGUGCAGUUCGAGUCUCCCUCCCACCAGGGCACCCUGCUGAGCGGGCUCAACACCCUGCGCAGCCAGGGCCUGCUGCUGGACAUCACCCUGGUGGCGGGGGGCAUGGCGUUCCGGGCGCACCGCGUGGUGCUGGCCUCCUGCUCGGACUACUUCCGCGCCAUGUUCACGGACGCCAUGCGGGAGCGGGGACAGUCCGAGGUGGCGCUGGAGGGCGUGACCGCCGAGGGCAUGCGCUACCUGCUGGAGUACGCCUACACCAGCAGGCUGGCCCUGAGCCUGGCCACUGUGCAGGACGUGCUGUCUGCCGCCAGCCAUGUGCAGCUGCAGGCGGUGGUGGAGGCCUGUGCCUCGUACCUGCGGGAGCAGCUCGACCUGGACAACUGCGUGGACGUGGCCACCAUUGCAGAGAUGUACUGCCUGCAGCAACUCCUCAAGGAGGUGUACCUGUUCAUCUGCGGCAACCUGAAGCGCUUCUCGGGGCGGCCGGAGUUCCUGCGGCUGUCGGGGGCGCAGCUGGAAUAUGUGCUCAAGUGUGAUUUUCCCGUCGACUGCUCCGAGGCAGAGGUGCUCGGAGUGGUGCUCAGAUGGAUAGAGCACCAGCCACACGAGAGGAUACAGUAUGCGAGGCCAUUGCUCAGGUACGUCCACUUCAGCGAGAUCUCGUCGGCAGAUGUCGGCACCUACUUCGAGUCCCCUGUCCUCAAGUGCCUUCGCAUGGGCGGCCUCUGGUCCAGCAACAUCGGGAUGUGGCGCGCUGCCUCCUGGCCACAGCAGCAGCAGCGUCAGGAAUCUGCCCUGGUCAACUCACGUGGCAUGGAGCUGGCCAUCCUCAAGGUGGGCGGCUUCGGCAUCAGCGGCGUCACCAACGACAUCGCCUACUACCUGCCCGGGGGAGGCAAGUGGCGCUACCUCACCUCCAUCCCACACGUGGAGCAAUGCAACUUCGGUACCGCAGUCCUCCACAAUGAGCUGUUCGUGGUGGGGGGCUGCUUCAACCAGAGCCUCCAAGAGAACGUACACCCCUUCGGGUUCCGCUACAGCCCGCUCACCAACGCCUGGUCCACCAUGGCGCCUAUGCAACGGGAGCGAUGCCGCUUUUCGCUGGGUGUGGUGGGGGGUGCCCUGCUGGCAGUGGGCGGGGCAGGGGAAACGGAUGUCGUGGACGACUGUGAGCGUUACGAUCCGGUUGCCGAUGCCUGGACGCCCCUGGCCUCCUUGCCGGGGCCCAGGACGCAACACGCUGGGGCGUCCUGGCGGAACUACCUAUAUGUAUCAGGCGGAUUGGACCAGGACCUAGUCCUGGACUCCCUGUGGCGCCUGGACACAGACACUGACCGAUGGGAGGCAUGUGCACCCAUGAUCACACCUAGAGCCGAUCACUCCAUGGUGUGUUGUGGGGACGAAAUCUACGUGUGUGGGGGAUGGUACGAGGACGAGAGCACCACUUCGCGGGUGCUCGUUGACACGGUGGAUUGCUACAGCAUUGUGAGGGACACAUGGACCGUACUGACGCGGGUCCCGACGCCCCGCUAUCAUGCGGGGGUGGCGGUGAUCGGUGCUCGGCUGUACAUAGUGGGCGGCUUCCACUCGGCCACCACCUUCGACCGCGCCAGUGGUGUAGUGGAGUGUUAUGACCUUGAGUCUGGCAUCUGGACUGUGGGUGACAACUACCCGCAGGACAUCUGGGAGCAUGCAUGCUGCACCCUGUAUGUGCCUCGCUGCAGGGACGACCUUGAAGUCAUCCCUGAUAAGGACAUCUCCUGAGGCUCGGUGCAGGGAUGACCUUGGGGCCAUCCUGGACAAGGACAUUUCUUGAGGCUCAAUACUCUGUUUGUUGUUGGCGGGCUCUGUUUGAAUCUGCUGUUAUGAUUAUAUAUCAAAUUAUUACAUACAACUUUGCUAAGCUGCUGUGCUUGUCAGAGUUUGUUUGUUGAAAUUGUUGCUCUUUUUCAGAUUUCUCUUAUACUCACUCAA